Molecule: messenger RNA, 1345 nt
Organism: Brassica napus (rape)
Lineage: Eukaryota; Viridiplantae; Streptophyta; Magnoliopsida; Brassicales; Brassicaceae
Product: jacalin-related lectin 4-like
Exons: 4
Coding region: 181-1104 (307 amino acids)
Molecular function (GO): carbohydrate binding
Source: RefSeq, a predicted model, not a curated record
UGACAUUGUGGCCACAGAUAUAAUUAUUGUACGAACGUAUAUCUACACCAAUUAUUCUCUACGGCUGAGUAACCUUAUCGCCAAAAUGACAAUAAAUAUCAAACAUUUGCCACCCCCAAAUUAUUGCGAUUCACUCUUCUCCUCAUCAUCUUCCAAUCAGGAGAUACCUGACGGAUUUAAAUGGCCAAGAUGGAACCGCUAGGUGGUAACAAAGGAGAAGGAUUCAACGAUGUUGGUUAUGAAGGUGUGAAGAAAAUAACUGUGGGAGCUGAAGACGUAAACAUAACUUAUAUCAAGAUCGAAUACGUAAAGAACGGAAAAGUCGAGAUCCGUGAGCAUGGAGCGGCUCAUGGGGAACUGAAAGAGUUUUCAGUGGAUUAUCCGAAAGAUAGUAUCACUGCCGUUGGUGGAACCUACAAGCAUAUUUACUCUUAUGAUACAACGCUUAUCACAUCGCUGUACUUCACAACCUCUAAAGGAUUUACCUCGCCGUUAUUCGGUGAGAUGAAGGGAACAGAAUUCGAGUUCAAAGGUGAACAUGGAGAAAAGCUUAUUGGAUUUCAUGGACGUAGUAGUAAUGCUAUUGAUGCCAUUGGAGCUUACUUUAGUACUGGCGACAACUCAAACAGUGGAAGCGGAUCUAACAGUGAAUUUAGUACUCAAAAACUUGAUGCACAAGGUGGCAAGGGAGGAAAUCAAUGGGAUGACGGAGGCGAUCACGACGGAGUGACAAAGAUACACGUUGCCGUUGGCCGAGGCAUUGAGCAAAUCAGGUUUGAUUAUCUCAAGAACAGACAAACAAAUGAAGGACCUGCCCAUGGUGUGAAGGGGGGCAGAUCUUCCAUUAGAACGUUUGAGAUAAGUCGUCCCAACGAAUAUCUACUUUCUGUGAAGGGUUGGUCUGAUUCAACCAACAAGAUUGUGGGCAUUAAAUUCAUAACCAACACAAAUACUUCAGAGUGUUAUGGAUUUGAAAAAACUCCUGGAGAAGAAGGUACAGAUAUUUCACUUGAAGUAAAAGACAAGAAGAUUGUCGGUUUUCAUGGAUUCGCUGACUCCCAAGUCAAUUCUCUUGGUGCUUAUUUCGCUCCAGUCGCCAGCUGAAAACUUUGUUGGGUUCAUUUCUUGAUUUCCCUAUGAAUAAGGCUACAUCAGAGCCAUACCUGUGGAUAUCCGGAUGGGCUAUGUCUUAUGUUUUGUGUUUCAGUGCGAUGUUUGUGUUGUCACUUGUGGUUUUUUUUAUAAAGGAUGUCUAUGUUUAUUUUCAUUUGGAUCUGUUUUUAUUUGAAUCUUGUAACUAAAUUUGAUUUUCACUUGAAGUCUAUUAGCCCUAAUUUUUUUUUCA